Tricharina praecox is the source of this 3460-nucleotide messenger RNA. RefSeq lists its product as uncharacterized. The coding region runs from base 232 to 3219 and encodes 995 amino acids. The transcript has 6 exons. NCBI's taxonomy places the organism in Eukaryota, Fungi, Ascomycota, Pezizomycetes, Pezizales, Pyronemataceae. The record is from RefSeq and is a predicted model, not a curated record.
CGAUUCAGAUCCGCAGGCACCACGACUACUCCCCCCCUCCCCCCCCGUUACUUCCAAACCCGACUGCCAGGCUCGCUUGUGCCCCACGCGACCGACGACAAAAAAAGACGCCCUUAAACGCCUAUCUGCACGCACGUCGGCACCCGCAUUUCAGCACUAAGACGUCCUGCCAGUCGCCGCAUCCCCCGUCAUCGAUCGUCAUUGCCCGCCUUGACCAAGCCCCCCCAUUCAAUGCCGGCAUUCCUGAACCGUGUGUUCAAAAGGGACGCAAACGCGAAGAGGUCACAGAAUCAAACUCCUGUUCCCGAUCAACCAUCGGUUCCCAAAUGGACCGAUGGAUGGCUGAGGACGGAGGUGUCGCCGAUCGAGGUCCAGGAGCUGCUGCGCGUGUGUACUGCUGAAGUGAAAUCGAGGGGCUUGUCGACUCCCUUCCUCCUCCUGCCAUAUCGCCCCAACACCGACCCGUGCGCCGCUCGAUCGUUCAUCCGCAAUUUCUUCAGCCCGACAAAUGGCCAGCUUACGGGCCCCUACCUGCAACAGGAGUUACGACUCACCGAUCCCGACGUUCUCUGCAGCGCUUUGAAAUGGUGCUGGAGCAGGCUGCCGGGAGGUGUAGUCACGUGGGAGGUGUAUGAGAUGUUCCGUCAGGGCGAAGUUGAUUCGAGCAUGGCUCGAGACUCUUUCGCCACAUUCAUCCCGAUCAGUGCCGAGUCCGAGGCCCGGUCCAAUAUAAUCUUUGAUUACUUCGACCUACUCUCAGCCGUCGCCGCCAAUGGCAAGCACAACGGUCUGGGUGGACUCAAACUGUCGAGGUUGGCGGGUUGGUGGGCCUUCGAGCACACUGAUACGGGUUAUGGAUUCGAGGGCGGUUACACUUCAUGGACGAGCGCCGCGGAUGCAACCUGUCAUCUUUUCUUUGCCUAUAUGAGGUCGCUUUCGCCUGCAGAUCCCAGCAGAAGUGUUUCAUUGUUGCCAACCUCGCUGAGAGCGCUGCUUGCGUCCGUGGACUACCCACCCGUGACACCCCAACAGUUGCAGACCCGCACAGUGAGAGUCGUCAUAACCGUCGACAAAGUCUCGCCCUCUCCCUUUGCGUUGCUGAGGAGGGCCAAGAAUCUCCAUUACAAUCACAGCGAUCGUGCAUUGAAGGUGUUCACCGAUUUCGACGACCCCAUCCGAGCUCUUACGGACGAGUGCAGACGUGUGUUGAAAUGCAUCUCCGCGUCUAGUCACGGUCAAUCUUCCGCCAGCAGAGCAUCGAACGGGCUUCAGGAUCAGUCCUGGUCCAGGUUCCAGGACCUGGGAUUCGCUGGACUGACGGAGGCCGAGUCCGAGGACUCGGAGGAUGAUGCUCUCCACUCGGAAACAUUCAGCCGUCGCAUUUCGUCCCAAUCUCACCAGCCACCAGCCACGACACCAUCUAGUCCCCUCGAGAGAGAGGAAUUCGCCGAGGUUGCGCGGCCGAUGACUCCAUCGUGGGCAGACUUCAUGGAUGCUGGCUUUGGCGAUCGCGAGAUCAGCAAUGCUCCAGCUCCGCAUCUCCUGCCUCCGGACAAGGUCCUCCCGCCCAUCGACACUGCGGAUCGUCUCAAGAGCUCGCAGUCGAACCGGAGGAUGCAGAUUCUGGAGCCUGGCGAGUUGGAAAGCAUCACCCCGAUGUCGGUUGAUGACGUGUUUUGGUGGGUUUGGAUGUCGAGUUUGGCCGGAGAGGAGACUGCGCUCCGAAAAGCCGUUUUUGGUCGUUGCGCGCUGGUCGAGACUACGGUGCAAGGUGCCAAGUGGUUGGUGGUUGAGGAGAAAAUCCGCGGCGCCGCAACAAUGGCGGAGGCUCCUGUGGUGACCAAGAAGGAUAGGAAAUGGACCAAGAGGACUAGGCUGAGGAGGAAGUCGCUCAGCACACCCGAAGUGCCUACCCAGCAGUCACUAAAACCUUUCAAUGCAUCGCUGCACACCUCGAGCAGAACCAACAUCGGCCCGGACCAGACGGCGAAGAUUCAGGCAGCGGCUGCAGCUCUACGACAGCAACAGUCGGAUGCAGAGUUUUCGCACUUGAGGCGUAAUAGGCCGCGCGAACAUGCGACAGAUGCGAAGACCAACAGCGUGUUUACCCUGCAACCAGUCAUCAUGUCCGAAGCCACGCCGGCCAUGAAGUGGGCGAACCGAUACGAUCGUGACAACCUGCGAGAUGCAUACAUCAAGGGUGUCCCGCCACCAGAGAAGAAGCCUCAGGUCGACACGGACCGGGCUCUCCCUGCCCUUCCGAGGGAAGAAACCGCUCCUGUGGCUAAACCGCAGGCGGAGACCUCCCUGCCUGCACCGGCGCCUGCAUCUUCGACGACAUCCAUUCCGGUGAAGAGCAUGAUCGCGCCCAUCGAGGCUGAGCCCCCUCGGAAAUUGGCUGCUCCUGCGAACAUUACUAUCGCACCUGGCACCGCCGUCGCUCCACCUGCCAACAGUGGACGCUCGUCUCCCGCCAUCAACAAACGAAUGUCCAUGAGUCCCACCCCGGUGCAUCCUGUGGCCCCCACAUCCGAUAAGUCGAACAAGAAGGUCUCCCGCCUUCGAGCUAUGUUUGGCAUGAAGGCGGAGGGAACCGUCCUGUCUCCGUUGGGGGCCCCGGCUUCACAGCAGCUCGCAGUUCCAGUGGCGGAGGUCGGCCGCAAGAACUCCCUGAGAAGGAGCCGUUCCCCUGUUGAGUCUAAGACGCCACAGGCCUCGGCCCCCCCGACUCCCGAGCCAAAGAUGUCGUCAGAACAGGAGCCAUCGAUGAAGGAGACUGCACCCGCGUACCCUGCCCCGCCCGUCGAAGAACACCCAGCCCUCUCAAAAAAUGCCUUCGCAUCUUUCGACCAGGGUCCUCUCGACGAGCCCGCGUUCGUUCCUGACGAUUCCCCCGAUGACUCCGACAUCGGUGACUCUAUCCACCCCGCUAUGAUCAACGACGACGAAGCGGUUUCGGACAUGUCGGCCCCCGGCUCCCCCGAGCCAAUCCAGGACCGCUGGGCGCAGAUCAGGAAGAACGCGGCGGAUAGGGCCAAGGCGCAGGCCAAGGUGCAGGAUGACUCUGCCACCACCACUACCACCACCACAAACACCGAUACCCGAGCAAGCAUGGAUGAAGGCGAGACCAGUGGAGAGGAGACAAUUGAGUCGAGAGUUGCCAGGAUCAAGGCUCGUGUGGCCCAGUUGACCGCUGAGGGUGCCACCCACCGUGCUUGAGAGAGUGAGUAGUCUACGUUGUAAUGGAAAGGGGAUUUACGUUUGAUUUUCCCUGGGGAGGGGGAGCGGAGGGAGGACGGGAGGUGAUACUAUUCUUUACUUCUUUUACUCUACAUACGAUACUCUAUCACUCUAUAUUCCGACCACAUAUUUCCCUAUUGCUUUCCUCAUAUUUCUAAAAUUUUAACGUUUUCUCUUCCGCCCGGAAUUGUGGUUUUAAUUUUGGUUUCCUCAUCCCCAU